UUGAAAGAAUCUGUUUAGUGAUCUGAUCAUUGCUGUCUCUCUAACACAGACUGAUAUCCAGGUCUAUUUUUUGCAGGAGUGAGAUGAAGUUUCACAAGCCUGAAGCUGUGUCCCCUCAGUUUCUAUAUGGAUAUAGUUGGUGAUCCCUUCAGUUACAUCAAUUUAUGGAAGGAAAUGAGAACAGUGGUUUCACCAGAGUUUCACAUCAGGGGGACAUUACUGGGAGGUGGAUCUUGGAAACCGACCACCUGGAUUGUGGGUGUCUGCAGAGAGUCCAUCAAAAGGAAAGGGACAAUCGUUUCUUCGGCCAAGAAUGGAUAUUGGGUCAUCAACCAGAUUAUUAAGGAGUCAUUGAAAAUCCCAGAUGUCACCCUCCAGAAGUUAGGCAUUUACCCGGAUUACGAGGGAGGCCAGGUGAUAUUUUGCAAUGCCAAGGACAUAUCUCACCUGUACACCUUCACUGACACUUUCACUGAGAAACUUUAUCCCAUCUUUAAUCCUUGUGCUAAUACUUAUGGUGAUAAUUCCGAGCCAAUCUACCUGAACCCUGGUUAACACAGCGGGGCUUGUUUUGUGAGCUCAGUACUGUGGGUGAGUAACCUUUCCCAUUGCCCCAAGUGCUGUCGGAACAUGUGAGUUUGUUCACUGUUGAAAUCCGCUCUGUAACCUACCCCUCUGCCCCUUUCUCAAUCCAUUGCCAACACAGCCAACUGAGUUGGUCCAACAGAAUAAUCUCCUGAUUUGUAGUGACUCUGGAGGAAGCCCAGAGAGGGUUCACUGGGUUAAUCCUGGGUACAGGGGAGAGGUUGGGCUUUUUCUCAUUGGAACUUGGAAGAAUGAGAGGUGACCUUAUUGAAAUAUUGAAGAACCCUAGGGGACUUGACAGGGUGGAUGUGGAGAGCGUAGUAUCAGAGGGGCAUCAACUCAGAAUAAGGGGUCACUCACUGAAGGCAGAGAUAAGGAGCAAUUUCUUCUCUCCGAGGGGCGUGAAUCCGUGGAAUUCUUUAUCAUAGAGGGCUGUCGAGGCUGGGACAUUAAGUAUAUUCAAGGCUGAGAUAUUUUUAAUCAAUCAAGGAAUCUAGAGUUACGACGAUAGGGCAGGAAGGUGGAGUUGAGAAUGAUCAGAUCAGCCAUGAUCUCGUUGAAUGGCAGAGCAGACUCAAUGGCUGAAUGGCCUAUUGCUGCUCCUACAUCUUAAAAUUUUUACUGUGCAGGACUCAAGCAAUUCAUUGUGAAUCUGAAUUCAUUCAUAAAAUAUUUAAUUUCAGACUAGACAUGAGAGUGGGUGUAAUGAUGCUUGAGUCUGAGAUUAUCAACAUAGCACAGUAAGAAAUAGGUGCAGGAGUAGGAAUUAGCAGAUUCCUCAAGAUCAUGGCUGGAUAUCUACAUCACGCCCACAUUCCCUUGGUGCCCAGGAAUACUUCAAUCUUUCUGCUGAAUACCCUCACAGCUGACUGCAUUGGAGAAUGUCAAAGAUUGACAACUCUCCGAGCAAAGACAUUUCUCUUCGUCUCAGUCGUAAAUGGCUGAUAACCUUAACCAUCAAACUGCCAGGUCUCGUUCUAGACUCCUCUUGGCAUCUACCCUGUCAGACACUCUGAGAGUUAUGCACAUUUCAAUAAGAUGAACUCCCAUUCUUCCAGACUUCAAAGGAUAUAGAUCCAUUGACCUCAAUCUCUCCCUGUAGGGCAACACUCUCUUCCCAAAAAUCUAUUCAGUAAACCAUCAAAGUAAGUGGGUUUCCUGAGAUAAGGAGAUUUAUGCUGUACAGUUUUCCAGCUGUGGCCUUACCAAUUAUAAUGUCAGCAAGACACCCUCAUUCUGUAUUCAAGCUCAUUGUGAUACAGGCUCAUAUCCCACUUGCCUUCAAGAUUGGUUGUCGAUUUCUUUCCUCUUUAUUCACGGGAUGAGGGCAUCAUUGCCCGGGCCAGCAUUUAUUGCCCAUCCCUAAUUGCCCAGAGGGCAGUUCAGAGUC
Rhincodon typus (whale shark) is the source of this 1975-nucleotide messenger RNA. RefSeq names its product E3 ubiquitin-protein ligase TRIM69-like. NCBI's taxonomy places the organism in Eukaryota, Metazoa, Chordata, Chondrichthyes, Orectolobiformes, Rhincodontidae. Gene Ontology annotation, molecular function: protein binding. The record is from RefSeq and is a predicted model, not a curated record. The transcript is spliced from 2 exons. The coding region runs from base 127 to 555 and encodes 142 amino acids.